Lichtheimia ornata is the source of this 1119-nucleotide messenger RNA. RefSeq lists its product as uncharacterized. Gene Ontology annotation, molecular function: protein-lysine N-methyltransferase activity; protein binding. NCBI's taxonomy places the organism in Eukaryota, Fungi, Mucoromycota, Mucoromycetes, Mucorales, Lichtheimiaceae. The record is from RefSeq and is a predicted model, not a curated record. Gene Ontology annotation, biological process: peptidyl-lysine monomethylation; peptidyl-lysine trimethylation. The transcript has 9 exons. The coding region runs from base 1 to 1119 and encodes 372 amino acids.
AUGAUGGCAACAUCAGAUAUUGAGGCAGGGGAGGUCAUUGUAUCAGUACCGAAAGCAUUCUUGAUGUGCAAUGAGACGCUACAAAAGGUGUAUGGUCAACAUCCACUCAGCAUGCAUCAAUUGCUCGCAUUACACUUGUGUUACUUGAAACGUGAUCCAACAAGCUGGUGGAAACCUUAUGUCGAUCUUUUACCAAGUCAUUUCAAUACCAUGCCUGUUAAAUACCCACCCACUUUGGCCAAGCACUUGCCUUACUAUCUUAAAGAGGAAGUAGUACAACAAGCAAGCAAGCUGGAAUCUGAUUAUGCCAAUGUCAAUCGAUAUAUCAAGUCACGUCAAGAUUUGGGGUCUGUUGGAUACAAGGAAUAUGAAUGGGCAUGGCUAUGUGUCAACACGCGAUGUAUCCACAUGUCUACCAUUGAUGCUACAGCAAAGGGAGGAAACAUUGCCAUGGCUAUUCUAUUGGAUUUUUUGAAUCAUUCUUGGGAAGCCAAGAUAGAGAGCGGGUUUAACGUACGCACCCAAUGCUUUGAAAUUCGUACAUUGACACCUUAUCGCAAAGGCGAGCAGGUCUUCAUCAACUAUGGCCCACAUGACAACCUCGCCAUUCUACGUGAAUAUGGAUUCGUCAUCCCUGACAACAUUUACAACUUUGUCUCUUUGGAUCAAGAAGUAUGGAGCUUGUUUGAUGAAAUGGAAACGGUACGCGGCUCUCGGUUGAAGAAAUCGAUUUUGGAGAAAGAAGGGGAUUACUCGAUAAAGAAGAAUGAGAUCUCAUUCCGGUUAUUGACAGCGCUACGAUUAUUGGCUUUGGAAGGUCCUGAUUCCCGCUCUGGUUUUGAAAGGAGGUUAAUCGAUUGGCAACAAGUCGUCUCUGGUGCUAGCGAUUUGAUCAGCGUGGAUAAUGAACGGCGUGUGUUGAUCAUGCUAAAGUCAAUAUGCGAACGAACAAAUGAAGUUGCAUCCCACGAAGAAUCACUGCUUACGACUCUGCUCACAAGCCAACAGCAAUCCAUGCAUCCAUUUGCCAUCCGAUUCCUGCGACAAAUUUGGAAGGAGACACUCGACAUUAGCACGCUCACGAUACAAGAGAUUGAUCAGAAGUUGAGUGAAUUGUAG